AUGGCUGAUGACACGGCUGCGGAAGUUACCUUUGAGGUGUCCCUGCUGAGCGGCACAGCCGCCUCCAUCGCCUGCCCUGGGGAUGCGAGCCUGGGAUCCCUGCAGCGGGAGAUCGGCAUGAAGCUGGGCCUGCUGAAGGGGGACGAGAUGCCCUCUUUGUUCUUCCUCCCCUCUCGUGGAGAAGGCGGCCAAGAGCCACUCCAGGAGACGAUCACGGCAAGGGAGCUGGCAAACCAAAGCAUCAUCGCUGGAGUGAAUGCUGAGCCUGGCUGGUGCUCAAACAAGAGCUUCAAAAAGUUCUGGGUUCACGGUCGCCGCGGCGGCAUGGAGGAGGAUUCGGCAGACGUCGUCGUGAAGCUUCACGCAGGUGGCAUCUUCAGCUACUGGGCGCAGUACCACAGCCACGAUGCCGAGUGCGGGUUCAACUACGACCAGACGAUCGAAGCGUCGGGCACUUGGCGGCUGAACCGGCGAGCCUCAAAGGACAAGGGGGAGCUCGAAGAGGUAAUUUGCCUCGAGGGGACCGCCACGAAGAAGACCGCCGAACAGCACAGACCCACCAGGUACUCGUAUUACGACUACGACGAUGAUUACGCUUCAUCAAGUGGUUCAGAGCACACUGACGACAGCGAGGGCGAAGAGGAGCCUCCAACUCCGAAGAAGAAGGACGAGGACAAAGAGACGCUUCCAAUGCCAAAGAACAAGGACGAGACAGUAACUGUCGAGUUCCUUCACAGCAUCGCUAAGGCGGAUUUGCUCACGCCUGAUACAGGAAUGCACAAACGAGGAGGAUGGACGGUGACUGACCUGCCACCAGAACCGAAACCGGGGACGGACGCUGGGGCAACCACGUCUGGAUGA
Symbiodinium natans is the source of this 861-nucleotide messenger RNA. The record is from the annotation of a GenBank genome assembly. NCBI's taxonomy places the organism in Eukaryota, Dinophyceae, Suessiales, Symbiodiniaceae.